GCGCUGUCGCUCGAAAAAAAAAAUGUUCGCGUAUGUCGCUGAGUCCGGGAGCCGCGAGCAGGGCGCUUCGCUCGGCAGGGAAUAAUCCCGUGUGUGUGUGUUUCCGCGUUUUUGUUCCGGGAGUACCGCCGCGGAGCCGCGCAGCAGCGCCGGUGUGUCGGAGCGUCGAGCCUGGCUGUGAGCUGGCGUCCUGCGACCUGAGACUAAACUUCCUCUGGUUGAUUUACACACAGGAGGGAUGUCGAAUCCCGGGAAUCGGAGGAACGGCUCGAGCAUCAAAAUCAGACUGACAGUAUUAUGUGCCAAGAAUCUCGCCAAGAAAGACUUCUUCCGGUUGCCCGACCCUUUUGCCAAAGUCGUGGUCGAUGGCUCGGGUCAGUGUCACUCCACAGACACGGUUAAGAGCACACUCGACCCAAAGUGGAACCAGCACUAUGAUUUAUAUAUCGGGAAAACGGACUCGAUCACCAUCAGCGUCUGGAACCAUAAGAAGAUCCACAAGAAGCAGGGUGCCGGGUUCCUGGGGUGUGUGAGGCUCCUGUCCAAUGCCAUCAGCCGACUCAAAGAUACAGGCUACCAGCGUUUGGAUUUAUGCAAACUGAACGCCUCGGACAGUGACGCCGUCCGGGGUCAAAUAGUCGUGAGCCUCCAGACGCGUGACAGGAUUGGCAGCGGCGGCCCGGUGGUAGACUGUCGAGGGCUGUUAGAGAAUGAAGGGCCGGUGUUUGAGGACUCCGGACCAGGACGGCCGCUCAGCUGUUUCAUGGAGGAGCCUCUGCCGUACUCCGACCCUACAGGAGCCGCUGGUGGGGGAAACUGUCGCGCCCUGGAGUCACCUAAUCAAGACCAGAGACUUCAAACGCAGAGAAUCCGAAACCAGGAGCCCAGGAGUCACGCACACACCCCACAGAACCGGCCACACGGGCACCAGUCGCCAGACCUUCCAGAAGGCUACGAGCAGAGGACGACGGUGCAGGGACAGGUCUAUUUUCUACACACACAGACCGGAGUGAGCACUUGGCACGAUCCCAGAAUACCACGGGAUCUGAACAGCGUGAGUUGUGAAGAGCUCGGUCCGCUGCCGCCCGGCUGGGAGAUCCGGAGCACGGUGUCGGGAAGGAUUUAUUUCGUCGACCACAAUAACAGAACCACGCAAUUCACAGACCCGAGAUUACACCACAUCAUGAGCCAACAGUCUCAAGUGAAGGAGUCGAGCCAAGCUCUGCCAGUGCAGAUGGACGUUCCUGUAGAGGAGGGUGAAGGAGAACUUCCUGCGCGUUAUGAGAGAGAUCUCGUCCAGAAGCUGAAGGUCCUGCGGCACGAGCUCUCGCUGCAGCAGCCUCAGGCCGGACACUGCCGCAUAGAGGUGUCACGAGAAGAGAUCUUUGAGGAGUCGUACAGGCAGAUCAUGAAGAUGAGGCCGAAGGACUUGAAGAAGAGGCUGAUGGUUAAAUUCCGUGGAGAAGAAGGCUUGGAUUACGGCGGCGUGGCAAGGGAGUGGUUGUACCUUCUGUGCCAUGAGAUGCUCAAUCCGUACUACGGCCUGUUCCAGUACUCCACAGAUAACAUCUACACGCUGCAGAUCAACCCCGACUCGUCCAUCAACCCUGACCACUUAUCAUACUUCCACUUUGUGGGGAGGAUCAUGGGCCUGGCCGUGUUUCAUGGGCACUACAUAAACGGUGGCUUCACGCUGCCCUUCUACAAGCAGCUCCUGGGGAAACCCAUCCAGCUUUCUGACCUGGAGACCGUGGACCCCGAGCUCCACAAGAGCCUCGUCUGGAUUCUAGAAAAUGACAUCACAUCUGUUCUGGAUCAUACGUUCUGCGUGGAACACAACGCUUUCGGCAAAUUCCUCCAGCAUGAGCUUAAGCCCAACGGCAGAAACAUCCCGGUGACGGAGGAGAAUAAAAGGGAAUAUGUCAGGCUCUACGUGAACUGGAGGUUCAUGAGAGGCAUCGAGGCGCAGUUCCUGGCUCUUCAGAAGGGCUUCAACGAGCUCAUCCCACAGCACCUGCUCAAGCCUUUUGACCACAAGGAACUCGAGCUGAUCAUUGGAGGACUUGGGAAGAUUGAUUUGAGCGACUGGAAGGCGAACACGCGGCUGAAGCACUGCGUGGCCGACAGUAACAUAGUGAAGUGGUUCUGGCAGGCGGUGGAGUCGUUCGACGAGGAGAGGAGGGGCAGGUUGCUCCAGUUUGUCACCGGCUCGACGCGCGUCCCUCUCCAAGGCUUCAAAGCACUGCAAGGUUCUACAGGUUCUGCAGGACCAAGGCUCUUUACUAUCCACUUGAUCGAUGCCAACACGGACAACUUGCCCAAAGCCCACACAUGCUUCAACCGCAUCGACAUCCCGCCUUACGAGUCGUACGAGAAGCUCUACGAGAAGCUCCUGACUGCCGUCGAGGAGACGUGUGGCUUCGCUGUCGAGUGAAACGUUUCGUCCAGCCGGCGUCCGCUAACCCGUCUAACAGCCCCUUCGACCCCAGUUCCCUGACUCUUCCUCGGGGUGGACAGAACAGCGCCGCCCUGCAGACUGGAGCAAAAGGCCAGCUGACCCUCUCCCGGGAGCACAGAGCAGAGAGGCAGCGCUACACAGGGCCACUAACUCAUGUGCACACACACACAAACACAUUAACACACACAGCCUGGGUUUUUACAAACACACUUUCACACACACACACAAACAAUUAACACACAUUUCCAGGCUGCUCAAGGAUUAUUUAUUUCCGUGGUGAGUCAAAUGGGUUUUAUUUUGCAUUACGAUGAUGAGAAGCGGUACCAGGACGUUGUGUGAGUGGGGUUUAUUCAGCAUCACGCGGUCACAUGAGAGAGGUUUUUAGACUAAGACUGAUCAUGAUGCUUUCUGCAGUAACUCCUAUCCGGGUCGCGAUGUUUCCCCUGAGCGCGCGUGGACCGACGUGUUUUAAUCUCGGAGAUCUUUUAAGCGUAAACAGACAGGAGGCCUCGUUUUUGUAUCUGAAAUCAGUGACGUGUACAGACGGCACCCUUUUUGUCUUUUCAUUUUGGCUUCUUAUCGAACAACAGUGUAUAUUUCAGUGAUGACCGUCUCUUAUACUGUGUGUCAGCAUUAUACAUUUUUUAUUUUAUAAUUUACACUUUUUUUUUUACGUGCAACAAAUUUUUUUUUUUCUUCGUUAUGAUCAAUACAAGAAUGCUUACCAUGUCUUCGGACUUUUCACUAAAUGGCUACAUUUGUGUUUGUUUGUCUGUCUGUCUGUGUGUGUGUGUUGCGCGCGCGCGCGCGUGUGUGUCUGUUAAUUUACAGAAGCACAUCUUCUAAAGGCGCAUAGAAUCACUUACAGUAUACACAAUAGUAAAGCCCAUGGACGUCCUGUCCAGUGGCAGAAUUUGUCUUAUAAAUGCGCCAGUAUUCUUCAUAACUUAACUUUGCACAUUGCACAUUUAUUAUAUUUUUUUUCCUGAUCAUCACAUUUCCUUUUUUCUCUUUCUCUCUUUCUCUCUCUCUCUCUCUUUCUGUUUUUAGAGCUUGAAUGAUGCCAUGCACAAAACGAUGCCAUGCACAUAAAAUCAGUUUACAGAAAUAUUUCAGAACUUUGUGUCCCACAGAACUUCCCAGACGUGUGUGUGUGCGUGUGUGCGUGCGCUCCGCCUUCUCGUUAACAGCGCGUGGUGUGUUUUGGAAACGUCUCAGUUGAAGGUUGUGUAGUCCUUAAGUGGAUCUGGACAAAGUCCUUUAGUUUCUUAGCAUUAACUGUUUGUGACUGCUUUGGUUCUCAAACCCUUCACUUCACUUCAAGGCUCGUUUAUAGAGACUCGUCUCUCCGGGAACAGACGUCUUGUUCUCCGUGGCACUUUUGCUAGAUCAUACCGUAUAACAAUCUCUUGUUUCUCUUAUUCGUUCUGAGGAGAGACGGAGUGACAUUCGUGCUCUGUAGAGCGAAGCCAAUGAUUUCGACAGCCACGCUCUGGUAGUCACGCGUCGUCAGGAGUAUGUGACUCCAGUAUGUUUUUGUUCAUUUCUUCUUUGCUUUGUGUUAUUACUUUUUUUCCCCCCGUCUCGGCGUUAUGGCACGGGUUGUCCAGUCUUGUCCGGUCUUUCUACAAGCCAUCAGUCGUUGAAUUAAAGAUGAGACCAAGAAAUACAACAAAAACAAAGCUUUUCUGUAGACUAGACUAGAAUAAAGCUUGGUGCAGACGCUCAGACAGCCCUGUUAUUGCGUUAGGUAUUACCAGCAUUGAGAGGUCAUAGAUUUCAUUAUAUACAGCAGUGCUUGGGGUUCAUUGAAAUAAAAAUAAAAUUGAGCCAACUUUUUUUUUUUUUUUUUUUUUUUUAAAGUUAUGUCUGUGCAACCACUUGAUCUUUUUUUAAAAAAAAUAUUUAUUACUAUGUAAUGUCCUUUUGCUGCUAUUAUAAUUAUUCCCUGUUUUUUGUUUUAGUUUUUGGGGGUUUUUUUUUUCACAAAAAGCUGUACACUACAUUCUUUAUUUUACUGUAUGAAUCAAAGUAUUUAAACCUGCUGCUAAUUCCGAGAAGCCUGUCCAUUGGCCUGGAUCGAGUUAGCCGUGAUGUAGGCUGGACCCCGGCGGUCGUGUUCAUAUUUGUGAUAUAUGCAAUAAAAAUGACACCUUUUAUA
Messenger RNA from Clarias gariepinus (North African catfish), 4619 nucleotides. RefSeq names its product SMAD specific E3 ubiquitin protein ligase 1 (gene smurf1). Gene Ontology annotation, biological process: ubiquitin-dependent protein catabolic process; negative regulation of BMP signaling pathway. NCBI's taxonomy places the organism in Eukaryota, Metazoa, Chordata, Actinopteri, Siluriformes, Clariidae. The record is from RefSeq and is a predicted model, not a curated record. The transcript is spliced from 18 exons. The coding region runs from base 239 to 2434 and encodes 731 amino acids. Gene Ontology annotation, molecular function: ubiquitin protein ligase activity; protein binding.